UCAACUUCCGGCAGACCAAACGACGACCGGAAUUUCUUUUUUGUUCUGUCGGGGGAAGAGAUUUCGAAUAUCCUGUCCGUUUUCGGUGGUAGUAUCGAUCCGCUGCUGAAGAAUUUGGAUGAGAAGAAGCAGAGGUUCAGGCAGAACGCGGUGUCAUUGGCGGCUGAGCUGAAGGAGGUCUGCAGCCGCCUCGCAUAUCAAGAGCAGUCCUCUGCCAGAGGAAAGCUCACCAGACAGGAGGCAGAGAGGAAGGUGAAGAAGAUGGAGGAGGAAAUCUGCAGGUUGCAAGAGAGGUUAGAGGAGAGGGAUGGGCAGCUUCAGGCUUCAGCUUCUGCUGUCGAGAAGGUUCUGCUCCACCAUCGAAACCUUCCCCACGUUUCUCGAUCCAUCAAUUUCGGCAAUCUCGAUCUUGUGAUGAUUUCGUCUUGGUUAUUUGAUCAUUCUGGGAUUGAGAUCAUCAUGAUUCACUGAUUAGGCCAUGGUUAUCUUUUGUGAUGCCUUUCGGGUUUCGGCCUUUUGCUUUUGUGUAUUAGUUGCAGAAAAGAGAAUAAAUUGAGGGAGGAGGGACGUGGGCCAAAUUUGUGAAAACAAAACAAUAUGGGGUUUAUUUUUUAUUUUAGAAACAUAAUUAUACAUGUGUCCCAUUUUUAUUGGUUGAUGGGUGUCCAAUUAACUCCGUUAUGCUCCACGUCAGCAAUUAAAUGGAAUUCGUUAAAAGCGAUUGAUUGCG
Punica granatum (pomegranate) is the source of this 730-nucleotide messenger RNA. Lineage: Eukaryota; Viridiplantae; Streptophyta; Magnoliopsida; Myrtales; Lythraceae. The record is from RefSeq and is a predicted model, not a curated record.